Molecule: messenger RNA, 580 nt
Organism: Bombus pascuorum
Lineage: Eukaryota; Metazoa; Arthropoda; Insecta; Hymenoptera; Apidae
Gene: ATPsynF
Product: putative ATP synthase subunit f, mitochondrial
Exons: 4
Coding region: 106-480 (124 amino acids)
Biological process (GO): proton motive force-driven mitochondrial ATP synthesis
Molecular function (GO): proton-transporting ATP synthase activity, rotational mechanism
Source: RefSeq, a predicted model, not a curated record
UGAUUGUACAUCUGGCAUCAGAUGUAACCUUUAUAUAGUACCAUAUAGAUAUUCAUCGAAACGUACUAACUAAAAAUUCGUAUUCAAUAAGUUAGUUGUUUCAUAAUGAAUGCACUGGAACAAUUGGCGAAUCAAUUUGCCAAAUUGAUUAAAUUUGAUACAUGGGGUAAUUAUCCUGCAGGGUAUGAUCCAGCAAAACAUGGUCCAUAUGAUCCUUCUCGAUAUUACGGAAAACCUGAUACGCCAUUUGGCGAAGUAAAACUUCGUGAUUUACCAGAAUGGAUUGGCCGACGCGAGAAAGGAUUCAAACCAUUUGCAUCGUUAAUUUCACGAGCUCACUGGCGAUGGCAGUUAAAGUAUAUGCAUCCUAAAAAAGCAAAUAUGGCCCCAAUUUUUCAGCUUGUUGUGGUUGGUGCAAUAUUUGGCUAUGUUACAAAUUACUUGCGUAUCAGGGCGCAUAGAAAUUAUAAAUAUCAUUAAAAUAUUAUUAAAAUCAUCUUGAUUUAUUGUAUUAGUUAAGAAAAGUAAUGUCAAUAAUCUGUAAAAUCUAUAAUAUGAAAUAAAUGCUGCUUAAACAUUU